Physella acuta is the source of this 861-nucleotide messenger RNA. Its product is annotated as serine/threonine-protein kinase 32B-like. Gene Ontology annotation, cellular component: cytoplasm. Gene Ontology annotation, biological process: peptidyl-serine phosphorylation; regulation of autophagy. NCBI's taxonomy places the organism in Eukaryota, Metazoa, Mollusca, Gastropoda, Physidae. Gene Ontology annotation, molecular function: protein serine/threonine kinase activity; ATP binding. The record is from RefSeq and is a predicted model, not a curated record.
AUGGCCGAAUCGAUGGCACCACACACUGCUUUACUGCUGGACUUGGAUGAAGAUUAUUUUGAUCGGUUUCAACUGAAGCGUGGUCCGGUCAUCGGCAAGGGCAUGAGCGGCCAAGUUAUUCUCGCAACGUCUAAAACUCGGAAAUACAGGCUGGCAGUGAAAAUGUUCUCAAUGCUCAACCAAGACGACGACAGGAAUAAACAGCUGCAUGAGCAGGAGGUCAAGGCCAUGUGGGGAGUGGACCAUCCAAACAUCAUCAAGCUCAUAUCGGCCGUACGAUGCCCACACUACUGGGCAAUAACCACGCCUUACUGUAGAAACGGAACGCUGUCUCAGAGACUUUCAGAACUCACCCCUCAGCACCUUGCACUUUACAUGAUACAGCUGUCUUGUGCUGUGCGUUACCUCAACAAGAAAAGAAUCGUCCAUGCAGACAUCAAACCAGCCAACGUCUUCUUAGAUGAUAAGCGACACGCAGUCCUAGCAGACUUUGGGCUCUCCUUUGUGGUAGAAAAAGCCAAAGACCACAGUGCAAAGAUUGGCGGCACUCCGGCCUUCAUGGCACCAGAACUGCACGGUAACGGAAAAAUUGACCCUUUUAAACUGGACGUCUACUCACUUGGUGCUGUCGUCUGGUGUAUGCUGUUUCGAGUGGAACCAAACUCCAUGACAGAAUACAAUUACCUGGAUGAGCUGAAUAUUUCCCCGGAUGUUCCUCACAUUUAUAGUUACCGUGCUUUCGGACUGUAUAUUUUGACGGCCAUGCUGCAACAGGAACCAGAGGCAAGGAUUGAUAUCAUCACCAUGCUGGAGAAAGUAAAAGAGAUGAACUUCCACGUGGAAUGGAUAAAUGCACUUUGA